AGUUAAAAUCUUAACACCACUGCUACUGUGUACUAAACAAGACCCAAGAUGUAGAUAUAGAAUUUAGUAAAAUAUGAAACACGUAUAUCUAGAUCUAGGUCUAUGUCAAAUUACUUCUAGAGUAUGAUCUACCCCCCUUUAGAUCAAGAUCAAAUAAAGAAAAAUUAAAUGAACACCGAAACAAUAUUACCGAAUUAAAAUGACAAACAAAAAAGUUGGCUAGCUACAUAACACUGACAUACAACAGGUUAACUGAGGUUACAACCGAGGGUACAACUAGAACUAGACAGUCGUCAGUAGUAGACUAGAAGAUUGUAACAUUGUUACUGGCAAAGGUCGAAAGUCAAGGAACAUAACAUGAAUGUUACACAUGGACUAUCAAAUGCUGCUGUGUCUCUGUGACUUCAAAGCAUAUGCUAGACUGCAAUAUGACAUACAGGAUUCUUAACAUUUGCUGAUAAUUAACUAACCAUCAAGAUGAAUCGUGUUAUUACCAAACCUCCACCACCCAUAGAUAGAGGAUGGGCAUGGAUGAUAGUUCUGGGUGUGUUUAUCUGCACAUUCUUCAUGGUUGGAAUAGCAAAGUCUUAUGGGCUUUUCCUGUUGGCUUUUAGAAAUGAGUUUCAGACAUCCACCUCUCUGGCUACAAUGCCAAUGAGUGUAGCGUCAUUUGUUUAUGCUUUUGGAGCACCAACUGCGCUACUUCUGGCUGAAAAAUUUACUGCCCAGAAGGUGGUGAUAGCUGGAGCCACAAUUGGACUGAUUGGAAUAGCUUUGAGUAGCUUGCUCUUGAGUAUGCCCUAUGUUAUUGUGCUUUAUGGAUUGUGUGUUGGAAUGGCAAACUCUUCCUUUUUUGGAAAUGGCCUCGUUAUGAUUGGCAAGUACUUUAGGAAAUAUCGGUCUCUGGCUACUGGGGUUGGUUUAGCUGGAGCAAGCAUCGGUCAGUUUGCCAUGCCACCUAUUAUCCAGAUUCUUCUGGACAAGUACAGCUUAUCUGGGACUUUGCUUAUCGUAUCAGCAUUGUACUUCCAUGUAGCAGUAGCUGGUGCCCUGUUUCGACCCAUUGAGAAGUAUGGCCCACCACCUGAAGCUCUUGGAAAUCAAGCACCAAAAGAGGAGCAGAAAGAGCUUCUAAAUGACAUUAAAAAGGAAACUGUGGAACCUGGGGAAUCAGUAAAGAAUGGAGCUACUGUACAGGCUGAUGAUGUUGUGCCAUUAGAUGAGAGCAGAGAGGACAAGUCACCCAUGUUACCAAACCAAAAUGGUUCUGAUGUUGACAUGAAAGCAGUCUUAUCUAGCACUGGUAGCAUCCACCUGCUUCCAUCUCCAGAGGCAGAGAAACCAGUGGCAUUGCCAAAAAAAGGACCUAGGUGGCAAAUGUUUGACUUUAAAGUUUUGUAUAGCAUUGUAACACUUUUAUUCACUCUAGUCUCCUUUUUGGUAUUUUUUGGAUAUUUCAAUUUCAUCAUCUUCUUACCGAGUGUUCUGAAGUCAAAGGGCAUUGAACACUUCAAUGGAGCACUGUUGAUAUCAAUCUGUGGUGCCGGAGAUCUCAUUGCCAGAAUCGGGACUGGAAUUUUAGCAGAUACCAACAUUAUUGCCAGGUAUAAACUUAAAUCGUUGGCGUGCUUUUUGUGUGGAGUGACCAUUCUCAUCUUCCUCUUUACUGACAAGAUGGAAGUGCUCGGUGUCCUCUCUUUCUUGUACGGAUUUUUUGGAGGAGCCUAUGUGAUAUUGUUCUCGGUAGUUCUGUUAGACUUGGUGGGCUUGUCUCUGAUGUCGAAGAACCUGGCUGUGGUCCUUCUUGUCCAGGGAGUUGGUGCAUCUGUUGGGCAGAUCUUCCUGGGUAUGUCUAGAGAUGCCACCGGUUCCCAUAAUCUUAUCCUCAUCUUGUGUUCACUGACUAUGAUAGUUGGAGGUGUCCUGCUGUUUGCUUACCCACUAUUCAGGAAAUGUGAAGAGGCUAGGCUUCAGCGACUAGAGAGGCGUCAAAUGUUAAAUCCUUGAGAUCAAGCUGCUGGACGUUUUUUUAAUGACUUUGCUAUUAACAAAAAAUAAGGAUUAUGCUUGGAAAAUGUCUGUACACAGUUACCUGAACAGGGAAAUCCUUGUAAAUCAUUCAUAUAAAAUAUGAACUUGUGAUUCAGCUAGAUUUUUUAUAAAAUAUGUUUUCUUUGCAUUGUUUUAGCUAUGAUAUUUUUUUUGUCUUUUUAUGCAGUGAAAUUGAUAAACAGACAACACAAACACAAUUGUGUCUAUAUGGGAGAAACUACAAAUCUUGUUUGUCUAGAGAUUUUUAUUUUAAGCGUGUGCCCUUUUUUUUUUUUUUGAAAGAAAUUAUUAUUUGUUGUAGUUUAUAAUUUUGUAUUGAUUCCAUGAGAUUAUGUUAAAAAAAUGGGGACAACUCUUGGACAAGUUUUCAUCAUAUUUUACUGCAGUAAUACUGGAACUUCGCUAAGUGAAUGGUUUAUAUUUUAUUUUUUUCAUUUUAUUUCUGAAAUUUCUUUGAUUUUAAUUGUAUAGCACUACUUCAGUCUUGCAACAAAUUUCAAUGUACACUUGAGUGUACUGUACACAUAAGUUGUCCAAAUAGAAUCUGUUUUGGCAGAUAUUAAUCUCCAUAAGCUAAUGAGCUCAUACUUCAGAAAGUAAUCUCUACAAAGUUUCUCCUUAAAUGUUUUUUCUCUAGAAAUAUUUCUUCUUGAUCAUACAUUGGAGGAAAUCUUUUUUUCAAACCAAAGUCAAUUUUUGACUUCAUUUUUGAAUACCGGUAAUUUAUUGUUAAUAUUGUAUGUUAAACUUUGUGUGAAAAUAAAUUGCCUGUAUAAAAUACAAUGUAGACUGAUAUUAAAGUGCAAAUCAUAUGCUAUGUCUAAUUUUUAUCAUGUUAAUAUAGCAAAUCACAUGGUAAUGAUAUUUGUUAAAUUUAACUUACACUGACCUCCAUUAUGUCUAUAUAUAAUGUGCAGUAUUCUUGAUGCAUUUCUAUUUACUUUUGAAAGAUUUCUGAAUUUUAUUCUGUUUAGUUGAAAUAUUUUAUACAUUCAUAGUGAAUUUGUUUCUUUUUUAAGUUUGAUUCUCAUUUUAACUUGUUUCAAAUUUUUUAAUGUGUGAUCUGUUUUAUGAUCUCCUAAUUGAAAUGUAUUUUCUAGCAUGCUCCAGAAAAUCUGUUUAUACUGUCACUUCCAUACCUAAAACUUAACACUGUUCAAUGUUUUUACUUGUAAAGAAAAAAAUACCUUUUGUCUUAUUUAAAAAAUGAUUUUAUUCACAAUUGUUGUUAGUCGUUAUAGUUAGUUAUUAUAGUUAUAUAGUUAGUGGUUAUAUAGUGUUGACCUUACAAUGCAGCAAUCUUGUUUAAAAUAUUUGUAAAUAUUUAUAUGUUCUAUCAUUUAGCAUUUUUGCUUUUGUGUUUAGACCAAAUGAUGUUUGUUGAAAUCUGUGGUUGUAUAGAAUUAUUUUUAGAACUUUUUUGGCUGAUUUUAUAUCUUGUUUAAACAUUGUACAUCUCUAGUCCUUUCUAUCAGUGCGAGUCUUUUCUUUUAAUAGCUGGAUACAAAAACUUGUUAUUUAAUUGUGGAUUUUUAAAUGAUGAUUACAUAAUUAUUAAGAAAUAUGAAUGUGGGGACGGCUUGUGGAUUGAUAUGGAAACCUUUAAAGCUUGUUUACAUAUGUGUAUACUGUAUUUCCAUUUCUGCAUAUAACCUGCAUACAACCUGCAUACACAUAUAGCCCACACAAGCGUAUAACCCACAAAAAUAAAAAAAGAAGUAAAAACAAUAUCAUACAACCUGCAUACUUGAUAGACCCCGCAUGUGAUACGAUCCUAUGGUUGUAUCUGUACACAGUGAACUAUAGAAGGUUUAAAGACCUGCCAGUAUGUCCAUAGUUUCUGUUAUGCUAUUUUUAUGAGUAAAACAAAACUUCACAUCUUUGUACACCCCACAUAGAUGCCAUUUGUUUGUAAAAACUAACAAUUGCGUGUCUCUAUGCGAAACGGAUGGUGCGGGACCCAGUCUGUUGUGUAGGGAUAAAGAUAAUAAGUGAAAAUUAAGAUUUUGUAUUAGAAAAUAAAUUCGUCUUUGCACUUUACUCAGUCUUUACUCAGUACAAAGUUACGAUAAAAUUAACUUUACUUUACAAGCCUUGCGUGUAACGCAGUCAUACAUUAUAUCUCAUCAAAAUUCAUUUCCUACAUAGAUCACGCUCAAUAGUAAGAGUUGUCAAAUUUUUCAAUCUUUCUCCAUGAAUUGUUGUCCUCAAGUAAUUCUUUAUCAGUUUGAGGCGCGUGAAGAUUCUUUCACCCGAUGCCACAAUUAUGGGUAUUAAAAAUAUUGUGAGUGCAACAAAGUUUUAGAAAGUAGUGUAUCUUUCAUUAGUGGACUGGAGUGUUGGCGGUAUUUGGUCGAACAUGCCUUAAAAAUUCCAUUUCAUCUGCUAAUUCUCACCCACAUAUAUCCGCUUACUGGUCAAUUGAUGACAUCAAUGCUUGCUCGAGGCUCAGGCUGGCUGUAAACUUUCUAAUGUCAUCACGCUGAAAUCUGACAGGAAACCCAAAUAGAUUGUGGUUAGAUUUCAACUGUUUUAAUCUCGGCUGCAAGUAUUGAAUUGCAUUGUCCACAAUUCUGUUGAAGCAAUUUAUCCUGUAGUCAUCUUCAGCAUUUCCAGGAAUGAAGUUUUCCACAGAUUUGACGUUUGGCUGGAAAAAUUGAAAUAACUUCCAUGUUCUUAGCCAAUUCAUUUGCUGUAAUAAGAAUCUGAACAAACCCAUCAACUCACAGUUUCUUUAGCCAAGUCAUCAAGUUAUUGUGCAAAUCUAUUGGAGUGAUCAAAUCUACUGUUUCACCUAGCAGAUCUUUACUCACAAAAAUGACUUGGACAAGCAUGGCGUACCAUAACACAAGUGACACUAGGAGUUUGUACUAUUCCCAUGUUUCCUACAGUGUUUCUGCUUCACUGUUAAUUAUCGCAUCAUUAGUCUCUUCAGCUAAUUCAUUGAGUGCGUCACAAAUUUCAGGAAAUUGAUAACAAAGUGCUUUCACAUAAUCUACACAAUUUUGUCAAUUUUUCAAGAGAUUUGAUUUUGAGUUUUCAGAAUAUUUUCAGGACAGGACUUUUUCGUAUAAUUUGCAAUUUCAGGAACUUUCCAAGAGAUGCUGGAAAAUCAGGAGGCAGUUAAAUAUUAAUUUAAUAAUUUACACCUAGAAUUAGCCCCUGGGUUAUAUGUGCAAAAAUACAGUAAACACAUAUAAUAUAUAUGUAAGCAAAAUCUUAUUUUUUAAAAAAAAAGGUGUAAUACAAAAUCUUAUUUUUUUUAAAAAAAAGGUGUUAUGUUUUGUAUUGAAUUAAUAUUUUUAAGAUAUUUUUACAAAAAGAAAAAGAAUUUUUUUUCACAGACCUUAUAGCAAGAACUACAUUUAUGAUAGCUGAACUUUUUUUCUUUUUUACUCAGUAAUUGAAAUGAAGAGUUCUUGAAAGAAGACCAACUUGUAGUCUCUGUAUCAUUCCAUGAGGCUUUGACAAAACAAAAAGUUAUAUGUGCCAGUAGUCUGUACAUUUUAAUUUUACUGUACAAAAAGAUAUUUUGUUAUAAUUUCUUACAUUUUUGUGUGUUUAAAAUAUUUAUUUGACCAAACAAAAUAAUAAUUUUAAAAAUGUUGACAUACCCCCACCUUAACUCAUCACUGACCUCUGUAUCAAUGUGAUAUUCAUUGUAUAUUGUUGGGUCUGAGCCUGACAAACAUAUUCUAGUGAUUUCUACCUCUUUUAAUAAAGAAAAAAAACAAAGCGUGUGAUUAAAUGUAUUAUUACUCCAUAAAUCGUUUCUGACAUCAAUACAUUGACACUACUGUCAAAUGCACAUUUUCGUCCAUGUUUUGAUUGAGAUACUCAAAUGUAUUAUUGAAGCAAUAAAUGAAGGAUGCCUUAAGUUCUUUGGUAAUAAAUUAUGUUUGUCAUGAAACAGUCACAUCGGAUCACCAGACUUUGGUUCUAUGCCUGGGGAUGUUUAUGUUUUGUUUAAAGAGUUAAGACUUUAUAUGUCCACAUAUUAAUAAAGACUGUUGUCAAACACAUUUUAAUGGCAUGUUUAAUGACACAGUGGAUGACAUGUUAAUGACAUUUGAUGACAAAUUGAUUAUAUGUUUAAUGACAUUAGAUGACAUUUGUUGAUAUGUUUAAUGACAUGCUUGAUGACAGAUGACAUUUUCAUUUGGCUUCAGUGUAUAUUUUAGUCAUUGAACUUUAUGCAUUUCAGAUGAAUGUUUGGUUGUUUUUUUCAAUGUGUGAAAAGUAAAUACUUUAGAAAAACACAGGCAUACAUUUUAUAAAAAUCUUCAGUGCUAUAUUUUGCUACUUAUUAUCCUACAUGUUAUAAAGACCCAUAGUGCUACAUGUUUUAAAAGCCCACUUACAGUCCCACAUAAUAUUUAAGUCUUUAAAACAAAUAGGCAUCCCAAUUGAACAUUGGUGAGUCACAUCAACUUUGGUACCAAACUCUCUUUACACACUAUGUAAAAGUCCCACCAGCUGUCUCAGCAUUCAUCCUUACAGUGUACUGUAUCUUUACAUGCAUGUAAAAAGUUUUUUUUUUAGAUCAUUUCAUUUGCAGCGAAAGGUUUGUUAUUUUAGAUCAUUUCGAUUGCAGCGAAAAGUUUGUUUGUUUUUUUUUAGAUCAUUUUGUUUGCAGCUAAAAGUUUGUUUUUUUUUAGAUCAUUUCGUUUGCAGUGAAAAGUUUAUUUUUUUUUAGAUCAUUUCGUUUGCAGUGAAAAGUUUAUUUUUUUUUAGAUCAUUUCAUUUGCAGCUAAAAGUUUGUUUUUUUUUAGAUCAUUUCAUUUGCAGCUAAAAGUUUGUUUGUUUUUUAAGAUCAUUUUGUUUGCAGCUAAAAGUUUGUUUUUUUUUUAGAUCAUUUUGUUUGCAGCUAAAAGUUUGUUUUUUUUUAGAUCAUUUCGUUUGCAGUGAAAAGUUUAUUUUUUUUUUAGAUCAUUUCAUUUGCAGCUAAAAGUUUGUUUUUUUUUAGAUCAUUUCAUUUGCAGCUAAAAGUUUGUUUGUUUUUUAAGAUCAUUUUGUUUGCAGCUAAAAGUUUGUUUUUUUUUAGAUCAUUUUGUUUGCAGCUAAAAGUUUGUUUUUUUUUAGAUCAUUUCGUUUGCAGUGAAAAGUUUAUUUUUUUUUUAGAUCAUUUCAUUUGCAGCUAAAAGUUUGUUUUUUUUUAGAUCAUUUCAUUUGCAGCUAAAAGUUUGUUUGUUUUUUAAGAUCAUUUUGUUUGCAGCUAAAAGUUUGUUUUUUUUAGAUCAUUUCAUUUGCAGUGAAAAGUUCGUUGUUUUUUUAGAUCUUUUCGUUUGCAGCGAAAAGUUUGUUUGUUUUUAGAUCAUUUCAUUUGCAGCAAAAAGUUUGUUAUUUUAGAUAAUUUCGUUUGCAGCUAAAAGUUUUUUGUAUUUUUAGAUCAUUUCAUUUGCAUCGAAAAGUUUGUUAUUUUAGAUCAUUUCAUUUGUAGCAAAAAGUUUGUUAUUUUAGAUCAUUUCAUUUGUAGCAAAAAGUUUGUUAUUUUAGAUCAUUUCGUUUGCAGCAAAAAGUUUGUUAUUUUAGAUCAUUUCAUUUGUAGCAAAAAGUUUGUUAUUUUAGAUCAUUUCAUUUGUAGCAAAAAGUUUGUUAUUUUAGAUCAUUUCGUUUGCAGCAAAAAGUUUGUUAUUUUAGAUCAUUUCAUUUGUAGCAAAAAGUUUGUUAUUUUAGAUCAUUUUGUUUGCAGCUAAAAGUUUUUUGUAUUUUUAGAUCAUUUCAUUUGCAUCGAAAAGUUUGUUAUUUUAGAUCAUUUCGUUUGCAGCAAAAAGUUUUUUUUUUUGUUUUUUUUUUACAAAGAGACAUGGACAGAAACUUGGGUGUAAACAGAAAAAUAAAGAUGCUCAGAUGC
Messenger RNA from Biomphalaria glabrata, 7906 nucleotides. RefSeq names its product monocarboxylate transporter 12-like. The coding region runs from base 478 to 2007 and encodes 509 amino acids. Gene Ontology annotation, molecular function: monocarboxylic acid transmembrane transporter activity. The transcript is spliced from 7 exons. The record is from RefSeq and is a predicted model, not a curated record. Gene Ontology annotation, biological process: transmembrane transport. NCBI's taxonomy places the organism in Eukaryota, Metazoa, Mollusca, Gastropoda, Planorbidae.